AUGGCAACUUCGUCAAAGCCAGGCCCUUCGGGCACCGAGCCCAAGACGCCCGUCUACAUCCAGGAGGUCACCCCGGGGAUCACCACGUUCGACUACCCCUUCAGCCGCUUCGGCAUCCUGCCCAUCGGUGGUCGCAGCAUCGCCAUCAAAUUGCGCGAUGGUCGUCUGUGGGUGGUUCCCUCUACGCCCUUGGACCAGCCUACCAAGGCCAAGAUCGAUUCGAUGGGUGAGGUAGCCUACCUCGUGGCGCCAGACAACGUGCACCACCUUUUCCUCAAGGACUUCCACGCAGCAUACCCAUCCGCCAAGGUGGUCGGCACCGAUGGUCACGAGGAGAAGCGACCAGAUGUCAAGUUCAGCGGCAUCUAUGGCAAGGACCCUCCCGACACACAAUACGGCUACGAGUCGGAGCUGGUGCCCCAGUACUUCGCCACCUUUGCCAACAAGGAUGUCGCGUUCCUGCACAAGGACAGCAAGACGCUCAUCACGGCCGACCUGCUGUUCAACCUCCCAUGCCACCAGCAGUACCGCAACACGCCAGCCGGUAAGGCUACGUCUUGGAUCCCAGGCAUCAUCUGGUUCUCCAAGCUUUUCAACCCCUACGCUUCGUUCCACAAGACCUUCCUCGGCACGGCGGGUGUUGCGAGCCCCAUCCCUGGUGUCGAGAAAGGCGGCUCGACGCAAGAGAGGAAGAAGAACUUUGCGGAGGCAGCCUCUAAUGUGGCCAAGUGGGACUUCCGCCGUAUCAUCAUGCUUCACGGUGAUAUCAUCGAGAACCACGGUCAAGAGGCAUGGCGCGCUGCGUUCAGCAAGUACCUCGACGCCGAAGGCAACUCCAAGUUCAAGUCGUCGUAG
Messenger RNA from Kalmanozyma brasiliensis GHG001, 855 nucleotides. RefSeq lists its product as uncharacterized. The transcript has a single exon. NCBI's taxonomy places the organism in Eukaryota, Fungi, Basidiomycota, Ustilaginomycetes, Ustilaginales. Bases 1 to 855 code for a protein of 284 amino acids. The record is from RefSeq and is a predicted model, not a curated record.